GGCGGCGGCGGCGGCGGCGGCAAUCCGGGCCGCCCACGCAGCAGCUGCAGCGGGGAGUCCGCGGGGCCCGAGCGCUCGGGCCGCGAGUCGCCGUCCUCAUCGUCGCGCCCGCGGUGCCGCCCGCUGAGCAGCGCGAGCGGGGACUCGUCCGGCCUGGAGCAGCGGCGGGAGCCCUCCUCGUCGUCGCCCGAGGUCCUCGAGCCCUCCUGGGCGACGGACGGCGGCGGCGGCGGCGACGACGACGACGACGACGACCCGGCCGCCGCCGCGGACGCCUCCGUCACGGCCCUCGCCAGCUUCGGCGAAGACGCGCGCAUGCAGUUCGCCAACAGCCGCCUGCACCUCGACGAGGAGGACGAAGAGGAGGAGGAGGAGGAUGAAGAGGAGGAGCCGGAAGAACUGAAAGAGGAGUGUCACUACGACGCGGGUGCGGCGGCGGCGGCGGCGGCGGCCGCGGCAGGCUCCGCGCCGCGCUCGGCCUCAAGCUGCACGGCCGGCGGCAGUCCGGACGGGGCCCGGGCGGCACCGCUGCCACUCCCGGAGGCCAUGGAGAGGGAGUUCGCGGCCGGGAUGCACAUGCAGCGGAACCGCACCUCGGGGGGCUUCCUGGAGGGCCUCUUCGGGUGCCUGAGGCCCGUGUGGAGCAUGCUGGGACGGGCGUACACCACCGAGUACAAGGUGCAGCAGGCAGACACGUGGGAGGUUCCCUUCGAGGAGAUCUCGGAGCUGCAGUGGCUGGGCAGCGGCGCGCAGGGCGCCGUCUUCCUCGGCAAGUUCCACGGGGAGGACGUGGCCAUCAAGAAGGUGCGCGAGCAGAAAGAGACUGACAUCAAGCACCUGCGCAAGCUCAAGCACCCCACCAUCAUCGCCUUCAAGGGGGUGUGCACCCAGGCUCCCUGCUACUGCAUCAUCAUGGAGUACUGCGCACAGGGCCAGCUGUAUGAAGUGCUCCGCGCUGGGCGUAAGAUCACCCCGGAGCUUCUGUACCGGUGGACCACGGGGAUCGCGAGCGGCAUGAACUACCUGCACCUGCACAAGAUCAUUCACCGGGACCUUAAGUCACCCAACGUGCUCAUUACACACGACGACCUGGUGAAGAUCUCGGACUUUGGGACGUCCAAAGAGCUGAUGGACAAAAGCACCAAGAUGUCGUUUGCGGGAACUGUGGCCUGGAUGGCUCCGGAGGUGAUCCGCAAUGAGCCUGUCUCUGAAAAGGUGGACAUCUGGUCUUUCGGCGUGGUUCUGUGGGAGUUGCUCACAGGGGAGAUCCCGUACAGAGACGUCGACUCUUCGGCCAUCAUUUGGGGCGUGGGCAGCAACAGCCUGCACCUGCCUGUGCCCACAUCCUGCCCCGAUGGCUUCAAGAUCCUCCUCACCCAAUGCUGGACAGGCAAGCCCAGAAACCGUCCCUCGUUCCGGCAGAUCUUGCUGCACCUGGACAUUGCGUCAGCUGACCUGCUGUCCACCCCACAGGAGACCUACUUUCAGUCCCAGGUGGAGUGGCGCGAGGAGGUGAAGAACCACUUUGAGAAGAUCCGGAGUGAGGGGGCGUGCAUCCACAGGCUGGACGAAGAGCUCAUCAAGCGGAGGCGAGAAGAGCUCAGGCACGCUCUGGACGUGCGUGACCACUACGAACGCAAGCUGGAGCGAGCCAACAACCUCUACAUGGAGCUGAGUACCAUCAUGCUGCAGCUGGAGGUGCGGGAGAAAGAUCUUGUCAGACGAGAGCAGGUCCUGGAUAAGAAGUACCCGGGUCUCUACAAGCGCCACGGGGACCGGCCCGCCCUCCGCCCCAACGCUGUGGAGCGCCUCAUCAAGAAGAGGUCAACCACCGGCAAGGGUCCCCAGCACACCCGCAGGCCAGAUCUGCUGCGAGCCGAGGUGAUCUCCCGCAGUCUGGACUCGGUGCCCGUCCACCUGCCCUCCAGCCGUGGCAAGUCCCAGCCGCGCGGAAAACCUCGGCCCAAGCGCGCCUACGGUCGCAGCUGGCACGCCGACUUUGCCAGCAGCCCGAAGACGAGUCCCAUCCGCGAAGACGAUUACGACGACGAUGACGACGACGACGACGACGACGACGACCGGAACGCGGACAGCCGCAUUGCUCCCUGUUCUGGGGAGGAGACCUCCGACACGCGCCGUGCCGCGCUGCGCUACUUCGGCUCGGGCGCGGCGCUCCGGAGCCCCGCGUCGCUGAGGCUGCCCGGCCGGCUGGUGGGCUCCAGCCCCGACCUCAUCUGCUCCGUGUUGGAGUCGGAGGCGCGGCGAGACGCGGCCGCGGGCGAUGGCACCGUGGGACGGGCGGCGGCGGGCGCCUGUCAUUCCUGCGAGGCGCUCAAGAAGAGCAGGAGCCUGGAGGGGCGGCUGGACGGAUACUGCGAUGGGAACGAGACGGCGAAUGUUGCGGCGCGCUCGCCUGAGCGUGCCGCCACCGCCGCCGCCGCCGCCACCGCCGCCUCCGCUGCUGCUGCUGCAUCGCAGGAGGCGGUGGACUUGAGCCCCGUGAUCAUCGCUAAGAGGGGCCAGAGUCCACGGAGUCCGCGGAGGCUCCCGGCUGACCGGCACAGCCCGCUCGUGCUCGCUCGCAAGUCCUGCACCAGUGGCCGGAAAGAGCGCAGAUUGGGUGCGCUGGACUCUUCGGAGGAGGAGGGAGAGGUGGACAGUGAAGUGGACUUCCCACGCAGGCAGAGGCCGGCGCGCUGCGUGAGCAGCUGCCAGUCGUAUUCCACCAUCAGCUCCGAGAACCCCUCGGCGUCGGACGGCGAGGAGGGAAACACGAGCGACCGCUCGCCCGGCACCACCACGGACUCGCGCGCCGGACCCACGCCGGCCCAGCACAACCAGCGCCGCCGCGGCGGUGGCGCCGGCCUGGGCUCGGGCUCGGGGUCCGGGUCCGGGUCCGGCUCGUCCCGGAAGGGCCGCGUCUCCCCCGAGGCGCCGCCGGGUCGCCGCACCCCCGACCUCUCCCUGGACGCCCUCUCGACCGCGUCGGACGGCCUCUCGGAGAAGGAGCGCGUCGUGCGGCGCGUCAAAACGCAGAUCUCGCUCGGGCAGACGGCCGCAGCCGCGCAGGACCACUUUGCGGAGAAUACGAUGCAGUUUGAAUUCUCCGAUGGAGAGGGAUGCCCCGAAUCUGCCACUGCGAAGGGGUCUGGGUCUUCUGCAACUUGGUGAAGCCUCCCCUGAGCCGGGCAGCCUACGAGACCAUCGAUUACUGCUGCCUGUGGCUGCACGGACCGACUGCUGUCAUCAAUAACAUUCACGAAUGCACCUGGAUAACAACUGGAGAUUGUUAUCCAUGCAAGGAACGGCAAGCAAAAGGAGACGUUUUCGGUUUAUCACGGGCACGUGUCCAAUGGGGAUGCCAUCGUAUAGAGUAUGGCUGACCACACCGCACCGCUUAAAUGCCGUGCAUUACUCUGUCGCUUCAAACCCCACGAUGCCCUCGGCAUUGGCCAAGCUGGUACACGUUUCGCACUGCAUUUCACAUCAUGACGGUUGCCAAGCGUCAGUCAUGCCCCCCCCCCCCUGCCGCUAUUUAAUGUGUCACGCUCGCUAUGUAUAGCCAAAACGAUGGGCAUUUUGUCGUGAAGGGGUUUUUGCAGGGAUCGUAUAGAAAACACACACGCAGGGCAUUGAUGGGAAGGGUGAAACACAUUGCGUGUUGUCCCCGAAUUGCGUUUAUUGGAAAACGGAGCUGAUUGUUUGCCAGAGUUAUAAAAGUGAUGCUCGAUUGUAAUCUGUUAAGGGGAAAGCAGAUGAAUGUAUCGUAGGUUUGCUCCCUCCGCCGGAUGAAUCAGUCGCGUAUAUGCCCUCAUCGUGCGAAUGCGAUGCAGUAUUGAACCCUGGCUCUGUGUGCGAAAUGAGGUGGCCAAUGCUGCUGUCCGGGAUACAACGAGAGCUCUUGUGCAGCUGCUGUACAAACGGGCGUUGGAGUGGAGGACGUGAGAACUAUUCGAUGAAAAGAGGAAAAUUUCGAUUUAAAGCUUUCGUGACUGCAAUGAUUCAUCUUCUUUGGUUCUUUCGGUAAAGUCACGUAGAAUGAGAAUAAAAUAAUAAAUUGAUAAAAUAAAAUAACACAAUAAUAU
This is a messenger RNA of Petromyzon marinus (sea lamprey), 4085 nucleotides long. The record is from RefSeq and is a predicted model, not a curated record. Lineage: Eukaryota; Metazoa; Chordata; Hyperoartia; Petromyzontiformes; Petromyzontidae.